Molecule: messenger RNA, 2173 nt
Organism: Quercus lobata
Lineage: Eukaryota; Viridiplantae; Streptophyta; Magnoliopsida; Fagales; Fagaceae
Gene: TAF15B
Product: TBP-associated factor 15B
Exons: 6
Coding region: 111-1538 (475 amino acids)
Molecular function (GO): RNA binding
Source: RefSeq, a predicted model, not a curated record
CUAUUCGCUAUAUAAAAACCAUACCAUAUUGGUGUGUGUUUACAACUUUAGCCCAAUCUAUCACUCUCUUCUGACAAACCCUAGAUCUCUUUGAAGGAGAACCCUAGAUCAUGUCUGGGAUGUACGGACAAGAAGCCGGCGAGGCCGCUCCUCCACCGUAUGGAGCUAGCGGCGGUGCCGGAGGAUAUGAUGGCGGUGGCUAUGGCGGUGGUGGAGGUUAUGGAGCUUCUGGAGCCUAUGCUGGUGGAUAUGGCGGUGGAAACAGUGAUGGUGGUCGUGGAGGUCGCGGAGGAGGAAGAGGUGGUGGAGGUUACAGUGGUGGUGGAGGCGGAGGUGGAGGCGGCGGAGGAUUCGGUGGUCGAGGAGGAGGUGGUGGUAGGUAUCAAGGAGGAGAUCGUGGUGGCCGAGGCAGUGGUGGAGGCGGUGGCAGAGGAGGUGGCCGUGGUGGUAGCGGUCGAGACGGUGAUUGGCUUUGCCCUAAUCCUAGCUGUGGGAAUAUGAACUUUCAAAGAAGAACUGAAUGUAACAAAUGUGGUGCACCCUCUCCGGCUGGUGGCGGUGAUCGUGGUGGUAGUGGUGGUGGUGGUGGUGGUUACAAUAGAGGUGGUGGAGGUGGUGGCGGAUAUGGUGGUAGUCGAGGUGGUAGUUAUGAUGGGGGUAGAGGUGGUGAGUAUAAUGGAGGUAGAGGUGGUAAUAAUGAUGGUAGAGGUGGAAGCGGCAAUAGGGGUGGUUCUUAUGGCAAAGAAGAAGGUGGCUAUGGUCAGGCUCCACCAGCAGCACCACAACCUUAUUAUGGAGGGGCUGGUGGGAAUUAUCCAACGCCACCUUACAACUCAUAUGCUGGAAAUGCUAAUUAUGGAACGGAUGCGGUUCCUCCACCUACAAGCUAUUCUGCUGGGCCUACAUCUUAUCCACCAUCUUAUGGUGGACCCCCUGCAGGAGGUUAUGGUAGUGAGGGUCAGGGUGAUGUAAGGAGUGGCAGUCGGGGUGGCCCACCAAGUGGAUAUGAUGGUGGGCGUGGUGCUGGUGGUCGAGGUGGUUAUGGUGGUGCUUCUGCUGAGGCCCCAGCUAAGAUAAGGCAGUGUGAUGGGAAUUGUGGUGAUACUUGUGACAACUCUAGAAUCUACAUAUCAAAUUUGCCGCCAGAUGUGACAACUGAAGAACUAAGGGAACUUUUUGGAGGCAUUGGACAAGUUGGAAGAAUUAAGCAAAAGCGAGGAUAUAAGGAUCAAUGGCCAUGGAAUAUAAAAAUAUAUACAGAUGAGAUGGGAAACAACAAAGGCGAUGCAGUUUUGUCAUAUGAAGAUCCGUCUGCUGCGCAUUCAGCUGGCGGUUUUUACAAUAAUUAUGAUAUGAGGGGUUUUAAAAUCAAUGUUGCGAUGGCUGAGAUGUCUGCACCAAAGGCUCCCCCUGCCUAUGACCAGCGGGGUGGUGGUCGAGGUGGCUACGGAGGCGGAGACAGGCGCAGGGAUAAUAACAGAGAUGGGUCUGGGCCUGACAGACAUCACUAUGGUGGAAACCGAUCGCGGCCUUACUAAAAGAGAACCUCAGCAUAAAGCCUUUUAUGUAACUAAAAAUUAUGGUCUGAGAGAUUUUAUUAUGUUGCUAUGGCGGGAUACUUGAACUGGAGACUAAGAGGUAGGUUGUUCAUUUACUCUGAGCAAGACCUCUUUUCUCCCUUUCCCUUCGUUCGCCGCUAAUUGGAGGGGUUUUUAUCUUUAGACAUGGGAUUGAUUUUAAUUGUGUGAAUUUUUUAUAGAGGCAAGUGGAUAAUCUCCAAAUUGCUUGCUGCUAAGGUAGGUUCAUAUUUUCAGGUGAGUGCUGCUUUUUCAAAAUUGUGCCAUAAAACUUGACUGGAGUUUGAGCCAAGUGUCAUUUUGUGGAUUUGGUUGCAUCUCUGGCAUGUCUAAUGUGACAUCAAUACAAGCAUGUAAAUGCAUGUCCUGACUACAUAAAUAGGCCAUUUGUAAGGAAUAUUUAUUUGUUGUUUGGGUGGAGCCUAAUUGUGCCACUGUUUCUAGCAGUUUUGCUAAAGGUGGCUUAAGUUUAUGUGGUUCAUUUGUUUCCACUUUGUAAAUAUUUGAUCCACUAUCUUGAAUUGUGGAUGUGUCGAGCAAGUUGAACAAGAAGAGUGGUCACUUGCAUUGGAGGUGAUUAGGUUGGUUUUAAGGUC